Cornus florida is the source of this 2207-nucleotide messenger RNA. RefSeq names its product probable methyltransferase PMT23. The record is from RefSeq and is a predicted model, not a curated record. Gene Ontology annotation, cellular component: trans-Golgi network; endosome; cytoplasm. Bases 126 to 1958 code for a protein of 610 amino acids. The transcript is spliced from 8 exons. Gene Ontology annotation, molecular function: methyltransferase activity. NCBI's taxonomy places the organism in Eukaryota, Viridiplantae, Streptophyta, Magnoliopsida, Cornales, Cornaceae.
UCUCGAUCAACAUUCAAACGAUAAUCUUUCUCCUCCUCCUCCUCUUUUCUCUCUCUCUGAAAAAAACACGCACACACUUUCUCUCUAAAAGAUUCAAAUCAGUCUAUUCUUCAACGACACCUUCAAUGGCCAUGUCAAUUCAGAAUCUCCUCAAGGAAAGAAAAUACCCAUUCAUUUUCUCUCUCUCCCUCCUACUCAUACUCGUCUCCUUCUUUCUCUUCACUACCUCUCACUCCCCUCUCUAUUUCACCACCAAUCUCUAUAAUCGAUCACAGCCCACGAUCUCUUCUCCUCCGCCGUUAGAUCAUAGCCACCUUCGGAUCCCAAACGCUAACACGAACUCACCAUCUCAAUACGACGACGCAGCAUCCAAUUUCAGUGUUACAUUCAGUGAUUUGGACCUGAAUUGGAAGACUUGUAAAGGUGGAGUGGCGACUGACUAUAUACCGUGUUUGGAUAACAUGAAAGCCAUAAAGGAAUUGCAGUCGAGGAGGCAUAUGGAGCACAGAGAACGCCAUUGCCCGAACCCGAGUCCGAGAUGUUUGGUUCCGCUUCCGCAACGGUAUAGGGCUCCGAUUCCGUGGCCUAAGAGCAGGGACAUGAUAUGGUUUGACAAUGUUCCUCACCCAAAGCUUGUCGAAUACAAGAAGGAACAAAAUUGGGUGCGUAGCUCUGGUGAUUUUCUUGUCUUCCCUGGUGGUGGUACUCAGUUCAAGCAUGGAGUUAGUCACUAUAUUGAUUUUAUAGAAGAGACUUGGCCAGAGAUUAAAUGGGGGAAGCGCAUAAGGGUUAUUUUAGAUGUUGGUUGUGGUGUUGCUAGCUUUGGUGGCUAUUUGCUGGAUAAAGAUGUUAUUACCAUGUCAUUUGCCCCAAAGGACGAACAUGAGGCUCAGAUACAGUUUGCUCUUGAGCGGGGUAUUCCAGCCACUCUUUCGGUCAUUGGAACACGAAGGCUGACUUUUCCAGAUAAUGCAUACGAUUUAAUUCACUGUGCAAGAUGCAGGGUUCACUGGGAUGCAGAUGGUGGAAAACCAUUAUUAGAACUCAACAGGAUUCUUAGGCCUGGAGGGUUUUUUAUAUGGUCAGCUACACCAGUUUAUCGGGAGGGUAAAAGAGAUCAGGAUAUAUGGAAGGUUAUGGUGGCUCUGACUGAAUCUAUUUGCUGGAAGGUAGUGGCUAAGACUCUUGAUAUAUCUGGAGUUGGGCUAGUUAUAUAUCAGAAGCCUGUUUCUUCUUCCUGCUAUGCAAAACGCAAAGAAAAUAAUCCACCUUUAUGUGAUCAGAGUUAUAGGCAGAACAGUUCGUGGUAUGCGCCCCUAGACGGUUGUCUUCCCCCUCUCCCGCUAGCUAGCAUGGGUGACUCAGACAAUUGGCCUGCACCCUGGCCCAAAAGGCUUAGCAGUAAACCUCCAAGCCUAUCAACCGAACAAGAUGCUGAAGAAAUCUUCUAUCAGGACACCAGACACUGGUCUGCACUUGUCUCAGAAGUUUAUCUAGAAGGUCUUGCUAUAAACUGGUCAAGCGUGCGAAAUGUAAUGGAUAUGAAUGCUGGUUAUGGAGGAUUUGCUUCAGCUCUUAUUGAUUUACCUCUAUGGGUAAUGAAUGUCGUACCCAUUGAUAUGUCAGAUACAUUAUCUAUUAUAUUUGAUAGAGGGCUGAUUGGCAUAUACCAUGACUGGUGCGAGUCUUUUAACACCUACCCUCGAUCUUAUGAUCUUCUACAUUCCAGUUUCCUCUUCAGAAAUCUUACUCAAAGAUGUGACAUAAUAGAUGUAGCUGUGGAGAUGGAUCGCAUGCUGAGACCUGGUGGAUAUAUGGUGGUUCAGGACACAAUGGAGAUGAUCAACAAGAUUAAGCCAAUUUUGCAUUCACUUCACUGGUCAGUAACCAUACAUCAAGAACAAUUCCUCGUCGGGAAGAAAGGUUUUUGGCGUCCGGAUGCCAAAAUCAGUAUAUGAAACAAGGUGCUUAUUGUUUUUCCCUGUAUAAUCUUAUUACUAUUUGUUGAAAAAAAAGGAAGGAAAAAGAAGAUGAACACUAUUCUUUCUCCAAAUUAUAGGAAAAUUUAUGAUGUAGGGAAUAUAAAUUAAGUUCAUUCCCACUUUUCUUAGAAAAGUAGUUUAUGAAUUGUACGGAUAAGGAGAUUCUGUUGUAUUGUUCAUUCCAGCGAUGGGAGUAAUAGUUAUACAAAUUAUUGUCUGCCUUCA